Pseudocercospora fijiensis CIRAD86 is the source of this 873-nucleotide messenger RNA. RefSeq lists its product as uncharacterized. Bases 1 to 873 code for a protein of 290 amino acids. Lineage: Eukaryota; Fungi; Ascomycota; Dothideomycetes; Mycosphaerellales; Mycosphaerellaceae. The record is from RefSeq and is a predicted model, not a curated record. The transcript is spliced from 19 exons.
AUGGACAAUAACAUUUUGGUUGCGAUGAGGGUGAGGAGUUGCAUUUUGGGUGGAGUCUUUUGUUUUGAGGGUUGGGUAGAAUAUAACGGUUGGAGGUGGAUUUGGGACGUUGUAGAGUUUUGUGAUGCUGGUGGUUCCGGAUGCCGCCCGCUUCCCUGCGUACUGAGGACAAUAUACAUAUUUCUUGCUGAUCGCCCUUGGCUCGAUGCAGUGCUCGAUGCAGUAUCAAUAAGAGCACCCUUCAGUCGUGGUCAGACUUCACACUCUAGUACCAUUAAAGAUUUUUUUCUAAAGCUACCUUGUAGUCUUGUAGAUGCAGCCAGUCUCAACUGUAUCGAGACCACGGUCUACAAUCCGUAUAUCGUGCCGAAAAGAGACAAAGCCUGUCCCAGACCGGGCUAUUUCGCCGAGGAGACUCCAGGAUUCCGGCGAGAGUUCGUCGUCAUCGCAGACAAGGCUGUGCUGAAAACCCCGCAGAGCGACCCUGAAGCAAGUAACUAUGUUAAACCUACCUUAGCGGGGUAUAUAUCAACUGCAGGUCAUAAUAACAGCAUUUCUGCAGAUAUCCAAAGCGGUGCUGUUUACAGUGAGAUGCCAUUGCUGCUGAUAAUUGGCCUCUGCAGCAGAAGUGGGUCUCUGCAGCAGAGGCCGGUCUCUGCAUAUAAACAGCAUUUACGAGAGACACCAGCCUAUUCAUACUACAUGCAGGCCACUCAGCCUGCCCUGUUCGCUUCCCUGCCUCCGCAAUACCUGCUAUCCAGCCAUCCAUUCAUCCAUUCACCAAGGCUUCGGUCCAUUGGAUCUUCUGCUGUUGGACGAGAGCUGAGCAUACCUAAUCAAGCUGAAUCAUCUCGCUUGUACACCGAAAGCUGA